Messenger RNA from Symbiodinium sp. CCMP2592, 744 nucleotides. Lineage: Eukaryota; Dinophyceae; Suessiales; Symbiodiniaceae. The record is from the annotation of a GenBank genome assembly.
AUGGAAGCUUUGAAGGAGGCCCUCGACAGCUCCUGGCAGGUCCUGAUCAACGUCAGCUUGGUCGUGGCAGGGGUGGGCAUCUUGUGCACCCUGGAUUUGGAGCUAGUGCUCGGCCUGCUGGUGGUAGCUUUCGGGGUGUGCGCCUUCAUCGUCUUCUUCUUCUUCGCCCUGUGUGGGUGGUCCUUCGGCCCGUGGGAGCUCACGAUCAUGACCGUGUUUCUUUCCUACUCGGUGGAGCCCGCCUUCCAAAUGGGCUACGACUUUGUGAUGCCAGGGAUGCCCCGAGGACUGCAGCCUGAGAACAACGUGCAGCCGGCGGAAGGCAUGAGAGCAAUCGCGGCCGGUGGGGACUUGGCCUUGGCCGGGAGCACGCACCCGGAACCUUCAGGAACGGGUGCGGAGGCUGGCCCGAGCACAGACGGCCUCUCAAAGGCGAGCGACCUCCACCCCAAGGAGGACGAGUUACCAGAGGCAGCCGUCAAACGGUCCGUCCACGCCGUCGCCAAGAACUUGAUUUCGAACUCUAUCAAGCUGAUGUUGUGUGGAAUCAUGCUGGCACCGUGCCAGCUGCGCAUCUUUUCCCGAUUGGGAGCCAUUUCAAUCCUUCUUCCAGUGCUUUGUCUUCCGUCUGUACUUGUCGUGUACCCGGCGCUGAUCAUCGCUUCCGGGCGUACGCGACGAGAGCCCGACCUCGUUCUCAUGGGCAAGGUGUUCUUGGACAAGGCAUCGUGGCUGUGGACGUGA